AUGGAUAUCGAACUUGCCACCACGCCUGAGCGCUGGCAAUGGCUUGGUGCCGUUGUCGGCAACAAGCCCAAGUCAAGGCUCAAGGCUAAAGAUGCCCAGGACCUCCGCCGACGCUCCUCCACCCACCCUCCUCACGCCUCUGCAACGGCGAACCUCUCCUGGCGCCGCAAGCGCAAGUCGUGGCUCUCCGGCGCAGCAUGCGUCUUCAUGAUCACCGUCCCUCCCUCGCUAGUGAUUUUGACCUGGAUCGCCCUCGAGCACUUCAAUGGCUCGCUCUUCGGCGCUGCCUUCGCCCUGCAAGAGCUUGGUCUGGCCACGUUUGUCAAGCAGUUUGCCCCGGCGGCCGACCUGCGCACGAGCUUGGCUUAUUUUGCUUGGAUACUUUUCCAAGCUUUUCUCUACACAGUUUUGCCCGGAAGAAGCACGGGCCAGCUGACUGCCGCCGGCAACCUGCUCGAAUACCACACCAACGGAUUGCUGGCCUGGCAGAUUACAGUGGCCCUCUUCGCUGUGGCUGUAUUCUCCGGUGUUCUUGAUCCUGCCUUCAUCGCCAAAAACUGGGAAGGUUUGGUUGUCAUCUACAACAUUUAUGGCUACGCGUUGUCUUGUGUAGCCUACUUGAAAGCACACUACGCCCCAUCUUACGCCGAGGACCGCAAUUUCAGUGGAUCUGCUCUGUACGAUUUCCUCAUGGGCAUUGAGUUCAAUCCGCGAUUUGGCAAGACCUGGGACUGGAAGCUCUUUCACAACGGUCGUCCUGGCAUCAUCGCCUGGACCCUCAUCGACCUGUCCUAUACCGCGCUGCAAUACCAAAAGCACGGCUACAUCACCAACUCGAUUAUCAUUGUAGACAUUUUCCACGUCAUGUACGUGGUCGAUUUCUUUGUCAACGAGAGCUGGUAUCUCCGCACCAUCGAUAUCUGCCACGACCACUUCGGUUUCUACCUCGCAUGGGGCUCUGCUGUUUGGCUGCCAACUAUGUAUACUCUGCAGUCGCAGUACCUCGCCCGGUAUCCGGUUCAACUCUCUCCUUUGGCAGCAGCCUUGAUUUUCACGAUUGGAGUCUCGGGCUAUGCGCUUUUCCGCUCAGUCAAUUUCCAGAAAGACAUCGUGCGCCGCACCAAUGGCGAAUGCACCAUUUGGGGGAAGAAGGCAAAGGUUAUGCGUUGCCGAUUUAAGACGGCUGAUGGGCGGGAUCACCAGACUCUUCUGCUGCUUUCGGGAUGGUGGGGCAUUUCGCGCCAUUGCAACUAUGUUGGCGAUCUCAUGCUUUCCUACUCGAUGUGUGCCGUCUGCGGGACGCGAAACCUCAUUCCGUGGACCUACGCCAUUUUCAUGACGUGCAUUCUCGUUCAUCGCUGCUUCAGAGACGAGGCGCGCUGCCGCACCAAGUAUGGCGAGCAGUGGACCAAGUACUGCAACAUUGUACGUUGGAGGCUCAUUCCGGGAAUCUGGUGA
This is a messenger RNA of Lasiodiplodia theobromae, 1458 nucleotides long. Its product is annotated as Ergosterol biosynthesis ERG4/ERG24. Gene Ontology annotation, cellular component: endoplasmic reticulum membrane. The record is from RefSeq and is a predicted model, not a curated record. Gene Ontology annotation, biological process: cholesterol biosynthetic process; brassinosteroid biosynthetic process. Bases 1 to 1458 code for a protein of 485 amino acids. The transcript is spliced from 5 exons. Gene Ontology annotation, molecular function: 7-dehydrocholesterol reductase activity. Lineage: Eukaryota; Fungi; Ascomycota; Dothideomycetes; Botryosphaeriales; Botryosphaeriaceae.